UAAAGUUCAAAACAUGUCUUAACCUUAAGUGCCUUAAGAAUUUAAUAAAGAAGAAGAUGAAUUCAAAUGUCAUCCAUCUUAGAGUGGUUCUACUGCUACUCCUACUCUAUUUGAGAAUAUGAAUGCACCAAAAACAUUUAGUACAGCUUUUUUUGAAGAUUAAAUAUAUCAAGAAGGUUGUUAAUAUUUUAUUAUAUCUAAUUAGAUGAUCUGUUUGAUGAAAUUAACUAAUAAUUAAAUCAAGUACUGAUUAAUGACUCUUAAAGACCUUCUCUUAUUUCUGCUUUUUAAGCUGAUAUGUACUAUUAUUUGUUAAAUUUUUUUAGGUCUUCAUAUUUAAGCCAUGAGAAAUUAACAAAAAAUUCUCGAAAAAUGUAACAAGAGUAUUAAAACGCAAAUUUAAAAGAAAAAGAAUAUGUCUUCAACACUUUUGUAAAAAAUGAAAUAGAAAAUAUAAGUUUAGAUAAGUAUAAGCAUUUCUUACUUGAAAAAAUACUGGAAGUUGGUAUAUUAAAAUAAAAUUAACUUUAGGUCCUCCUUAGCACAAAAAUAUAAUACUUGAUAGAAUAUUUUAAUCAAUUAAUAAAUUAAUAAAAGAUCUUUAUGCUUGUAAAGUGAUGUAAAAAGGAUUGGAAGUGAUGAUCUAAAAUCCUUAAGAUUCUUCUUAUUAAUUAGAAAAUUACCUUAAUUUUAUUCAUUCUGAUACUCCAUAAAUGAAAAAGCUAUAUGUAGAUAAAAUUGCUAAUCAAAUUAUUUAAAAAAGCCUUGAGGUAUUAGAAGGUAACCAUUUAUUUAAGCUUUUAUAAGUUUUAUCUAAAUACGUAAAAUAUUUAUAUUAAUAAUAGAUAUUAAAUAAAAAUAAUGAAAAGUUUGAAUUAUCAAUAGAUUAAUAUGGAUGUUUAAUUGUUAAUAAGAUUAUUGAUAUAUAUCCUAAAUAAUUUGACAUUUAAACUAAGACUUUAUGCAAUGACAUCAUUGUAAGAGCAAUAGAAAAUAGUUCUGGCCUUAUUCGUAGACAAUAUGCCAAUUAUAUAAUUUAAUCGAUUUUGGAGAAAGGCUAAGAAGUACAUAAGAGAUUAUUAAUGGAUUAAUAUCUCAUUAAAGAUUUUAUACCAAUGUCAAUGGACAAAUAUGGUAGCAAUGUAGCAGAAAAAGCCAUUGUUUAUGGAGGUUCUUAAUGGAGAAAUAAGUUAUGGGAAGAAGUAACAAUUUCAGAAAGGUAUAAUUAUAUAAUUAUAAUUCCAGUUCAUUUAAGAGAUUGAUUAAUGAUUAAUUUGCUAAUUAUCCAAUUUAAAGAUUAUUUGAAUAUUUAGAAUAACCAUUAAGGAAUGAAUAUUUGGCUCUAUUAAAUAAGUUACAUGAUAAUAAUUAAUUAAACAACCAUGGUUAGAUUGUACUCAAAUUUGCUUUAGCAAAUUAAAAUGUUAAAAAAUAUACUUAAAAAAUAGUAUCAACUGAAAAGAACAAACAAAUGUUAAGUAAAUAGAAAACUUAGAAUCCAAAAUCUUAGAAUACAAAUCAAAAUUUAAAUAAUAUACAACAUAAUUAGUUAUAAUUUGAAAAUGCUUAAAAAAACAUAUAAUAAUAAUAAGUUUAAUAAUAGUUUUAAGCUGCUAUGAUGUAAUAGAUGAUGUUUUAUCAAUAAUAACAAUAGUUGUUAUUAUUAUAAAUGCCAUAAUUAUAUUAUUAAGAUAAAAGCUAUCCUCAUUAUGGAGCAAUGACUUAAGAAUAAUAAUAAUAAAUGAUACUAUUUUGGCAAUAAUAACAAUAUUAAUAACAAUAUUAAUAAUAAUAUUAAUAAUAAUAUUAAUAACAAUAAUAAUAAUAAUAAUAAUAAUAAUAAUAAUUUAUUCAAAAUAUGAAUUUAAAAAAUGAAUAAUGA
This is a messenger RNA of Paramecium sonneborni, 1882 nucleotides long. The record is from the annotation of a GenBank genome assembly. Lineage: Eukaryota; Ciliophora; Oligohymenophorea; Peniculida; Parameciidae.